CAUCGUCUGGUCAAAUAUGUCAUCCUAUGUGGAGAUUAAUUAUAACUUAACCAAGUAUCCCCAACUACUCAAAGGUAAACAAUAAAUAUUUAUUAAUUUUCGCAGGGUUUGAAAUAGUGGCCAUCCUAAAUUAGGCAAUCUUCUUAAUUUGAAAUUACCCGCCAAGCAAUGGCGGUGACAAUUCAUGAACUUCCCAUCUGCUAAAGUUACUUAACAAAACAUGGACCUACAUUCAAGUUACGCACUUUAAAAGAAUAAUUCUAACUAGUGCUAUCUUCUGUGAUUUUUCAGUUAUUAUUUUUUUUUGUUCUAAUUUAAAUAGAUAAUUCUAGCACAUUGAAGAAUUUUUAUAUUUACAUAUUGGCCUAUUUACAUUAAUUAUAACAUAUUUAAAUUGAUUAAAUUCGUAAAUAGAGCAUGAGAAAACUACACUGAGAUCUUGGAAAACAUGAGAUAUUAAUUUCUACUAAAUUUUUGUUUCUGGUUAUUGGUCUUGUCUGCUGAAGAAGGCGUUUAGCCGAAACGUCCCUUUGACUGUCCUGCCUUCGUUCUUUUAAAGCCUGUACAUAGCUUGACCCAGUGUUUAUUUACUAUUUGCGGCUCGUACGCAGUACCUCAUAUAUUAUCUUGUUCUUAACUGCUAUUGGUUAUGAAAACGUCUUGAGGGAACUCUGAUAAAUGUCUCUUGUACUAGGAUAGGUGUUAUCGCAGGCUGACAAUGAGUUUGCUUGAAGAUAUUGACUUAAAAGCCUAAUUAUUAUGUUAGUGCUUUGUAUUAAAGGAACACUGACAAUUAAUAGCGUUUUUAAUAUAAAUUCAAUAAUUAUUAUUAUGUCAGAGUGAUUCUGUGAUAUUUUUAACAAUUUUACCAGCACCCUCACUAAACUAUCAAUGUUGCUAUUUCCUGGUAAAAAAAAAUAAUAAUAUAUAUAGGCAUGGGCGCCCGCGGGUAGGGGCAAGGGGGGCACUUGUCCCCCCCUCCCCAUUGAUUGAUUGGAUAAUUUUUUUUAGACAAAAAAUGUAUUAAAGUAAAGAGAAAAUAAAGAGAAAGUAACUAAGCUGAUGUCCUGUCCGUUCGUUCACCAUACAAAUACGCUACAGUAAAUUAAAACUAUAUUAAAACAUUUCUAAAAAUGUUUGCCCCCCCCCCCCCCUGGAAAGUUAAUUCAAUUUUUUGCCCCCCCCCCUAGAAAGUUUUCUGCGGGCGCCCAUGUAUAUAGGUAUAUUAUAUUUACACCAAAUAAUGUAAGGUUAUUUAAUUAUCUGUUUGAAAAUAGGAUAUUUUGGUUUUCUGGUCAUUUGAAGAUGAGCCCCAACAAGCAAUUAAGCAAUUGAAGUUUAUUAUUAUUAUUUUUUUUGUUAAAUGUACUUAAAUUCGUUUUCCCCUUUGACAGUAAUAUCUUUAAAAGGAAGGUAUUCACGCCCUUUUUUUGCGUUUCCUUUUAAAGAUAAUCAUUGCUUAAAAAUCAUUCCAAAAUUGUAGAAACCUUGCUGUUAGCCACUUAUCAAAAAAAAAAAUAUGGUUACAAUCCUGGAAAAGCUUUAUUUAAACAUGACUUGGCGUGAUCACCAUCAGUAAAUAAUUCAUGAGAGUCGCUGGCGUAGGAAGAGGGGGGGGGGGGAGGCGGUGGAAACGGUGUUUUUUGACCCUCCCAUCCCCCCCCCCCCCUCACCUUUUUGUCUGAAAUUUUGUUAAAUUUCACUCCUCCAUCUGUCGACCAGGGACGCCAUACACCGGUGUCUUGUACACGGUCCCAGGCACGGACCGCUACUACCAUGUACAGCUCACCAACCAACGAGCCAAGUUUGGCGCCUACUUAUUCGCAUACGGCAGCAGCGCUUCCUUCUGCCACCCUCUUGGAAUCGCUGCCAAACAGGGGACUGCUAGCAGCGUGCGUACUCAUCAAGUUGCUAUUGUUUUGCAUGUUAAUCUUUAAUAUACGAUAAGAGGCAAAUAUAUAUAAAACCACUCCCAUCUUUGAUCGGUUAAGAUCUUCCAAUAAAUUUCAAAAGCCAUGAUCCUUUUAAAAUUCUUAUGAGGAUAUGUGUAUUACUACCCUAUUCAAGAGAGCAUAUUAGUCAUGAAUCAAAUGUAUGAUUGCACAUUACAAGAUGAUAUCUCUUUAUGACCGACUGGUUGCUCUUUGCGCAUUAUUAUUUUUCAUAAUUCUAGUAAAAUAUUUAGCUAAAAAUCGGAUGAGAUUUCCAAAGGGUAAAAAACGUACCUUUGCCUCAUAAAAUGCAAUUCAAAGAGCCUAUUUAUCGACAAAAUCCUGUUCACAUCCCAUUUUAUCAAGUUUAAAAUUGCGUUUGUUUCAGAUACCCUCCUAUGACAAGUAUCAGGCCAGUCUUCUGCAAGAAGAUGUGCCGCAAACCACAUGCGCGGUUGAGGG
Molecule: messenger RNA, 2393 nt
Organism: Lymnaea stagnalis (great pond snail)
Lineage: Eukaryota; Metazoa; Mollusca; Gastropoda; Lymnaeidae
Source: the annotation of a GenBank genome assembly